Messenger RNA from Meloidogyne enterolobii, 762 nucleotides. Lineage: Eukaryota; Metazoa; Nematoda; Chromadorea; Rhabditida; Meloidogynidae. The record is from the annotation of a GenBank genome assembly.
GUAAAAAUGUGGACAAUUAUUAUUAGAAAACAUUUAAUACUAACUUUAUUAAUUACUUUACAUGGAAAAUUAUGGGAAAGGCUGCCGUUUUUUUAUAGACAAAAAUUUUUAAAUUUAAUUCGUAUUUUUCUUUUUAUUAAAGAUUCAGAAAGAUGGGAAUUGUUGGAUUCUGCUUUACAAAUUCUUAGUAUUCUCGGUGAUAAACACAGUUUUGAUAAUCAAAAACUUUUCAAUCGACUUUUUGAAAUUUCCAUUGGUUUUAGUAAUGAAUUUCUUCGGUUACCAGCUUUUGUUUUGUUGACACGUUUGUUUAAAAAAGAAUUGAUUGGCAGGUUGUCAGAAGUGUGGAGUGCAAAUACUGAAAAUGACCAAAUCAAGCAAAGCAUACUUUUGUUUGCUUUAAAACAACUCGAUGAUUUAAAUGCUAACGUUGAUGAAAAAUUGAAAUCAGAUUCUAGAGAAAUAUUGAUAAAAGGCGUUGUUGCACUUAUUGACUAUAUCGAACCAGAAGAGGAGGAAUCAUUGAAUGUAAUUAAAAUGUCUGUUCAACUUUGUGAAACUCUUUAUACAGAUUUCGGCAAAAUUGAAAUUAACAAAAAAUUGAUUAUGUUUACAAAGCAAUUGGAAUCGAUGGAAAGAAGAAAAUAUGAGAGGAAUGCAUAUGAGAGAAAUAAUCACAAAAGUAUUAAUGAAUUGAUUGAUGAUUUGAAGAAUGGUUGUAAUAUUGACAACGAUGAGUGUGGAACAAAAGAUUGUUAUUAG